UGGGCCACUUAGUGAGUUGUUGCUGCUGCUUUUUACCCGUGUGAAAAAUGUUAUCCGCUGCUCUGCGUCGCGGUUGUGGCCACUAAUUCCACUCCACAAGCAAAACGAGAGUAUAGUUCAGCGAGCUGGGCGUUUGUAAAGACUGGAAAAGGUUGUGUGGGCCAUGAUCUGAGCCGUUGACUUCACACAUGCUGCACUCACACACAUCAGUCAUGUCUCAAUCUGAAUCUUGUACAAAUGUGUGGGACUGGUUAUGUGUACUUCGUCUGGAGCAGUAUUCGGAGGCAUUUCAGAGCGCUGGGAUAACAACGUUACGGCAGUGUCGCAAUCUCACACAAGAUCAGCUGGAGCAGAUGGGCAUCACCCUGCCGGGUCACCAGAGACGCAUCUUGGCUAGCCUGAACAAAACACAUGGUAAUCGUGACACACAGUCUAAUACACACACUCACCCUCUACAGUCUGAGAGGGAUCAGAGAUCAGAGGAAACAGGACACACUAAAGUGUUGCUGAGAGAGAGACCUGUGCCUGUCCCAGUGGAAGAAAAACCUGUCCUUAUGCAAAGGGAAAAAAGAGAUGGAGAGACAUCGAGACCGACACCCAGAGAAAGAGAGAAACCAGUCCCUAAGGACAGACAAGUAUCCAGAAUGAAAGAGGAAAACGGAGAAGGAGAAGAGAAGAAGCCAAUUCCUGAACAGAGACAAACAGCGCCUAGACGAAGAAAACAGGAAGAGAGGGAUAGAGGAAUAGAUGGAGAGAGGGAGAGACCUGUGCCUAGAGAGAGGACUAAAUUUCGUCCUAAUGCUCCAGUGGACUGUCCCUCCGACCCCAUUGUCUCUCCAGCUUCUGACACCUCUUUACCCCCUGUCCCCCCACGAAGCACUCCCAACUGCCCUCCACAGCGCUUUACCUCUAACUUGAGCCCCACACCUCCUGCUCGAACCCAUGGCUCCCCUAAACUAGACAGACGUGAGGUUAAAGCCCCAGCUGUACAGAGUGAAUCCCAGAGUUCAACCACCACCAGCACCCCUACCCAUACCUCCACACAAACUCGGCCACAGACAUUAGCCAUUCAGCCAUAUGCCCAACAUGUGGUUAGUGAUGGAGGAAGAAAGACUUCCCCCAUCUCUCCUAUUGCUUCCCUCAGUGACGACAGAAAUGCUCCACCUCUCCCUCCAAAAGUUGGGGGAGGACCUAAAGGCCCUCCACCAAUCCCACAGCGUUUUCCUGCACAGUCUCCAGGAACUCACAGCCCCUCUUCCAGCAAGACAUUUGCUGAUGAGUUGCAAAAAGACCAAACUCCACAGGUCCCACCCCGCAUCAGGAUACCCAAAACUCAAGAAAACGCACAACAGUCGACUCAACCUGAUACUCAGCUGGCUCUGCCUUCCAGGAGGGUCUCCCAACCUCCCUCUGAGUUCAGGCUCAGUUCAGCCGAUUCACUUGAUCAUAGUUCUGAUGAAUACGAAGAUCCAGACUUGUUUACUCCCAGUGUUCAUCGCAUGAAUACACCAGACAGGGAUAUGUCCCUGCAAGUGCCCGGUCAGGCAAAGGGGCGGUACAGUUCUUUGUGCAGUGACGAUGAACUGUUGGAUGAUGAUGAUCCGACCCUAUGGCAGGAUGUGGGCCUCAGCAACUUGCAAGGCAGUGUCUACCUGCCAAACACUGGCAGACUGGCUUCAGCCACUAAAGAGGACGGCUCUCAGCUCGCUGCAGUCAUCAAAAUGGGCUGGCUGGAUAAGAAUCCACCUCAGGGGGCUCUUUAUUACCAGAGACGGUGGGUGAAGCUGGAUGUUGACUACCUGAGAUACUUUGACAAUGAAAAGGAGAUAUAUUCCAAAGGAAUCAUAUCAACAGCCUUCAUCACUAAUGUGACCAGUGUGGGAGAGCUCAAGUUUGACGUCGCCACAAACAAUCGAACAUUUAUCUUCAGGGCUGAAAAUGAAGCUGAGAGGAACGACUGGGUGACUGUACUGCAGGAUUGCACCAAGGGGCGCCAUCGGCGCAGCACCAUGAACCCUGCUUCACCUUUGACCCCGGACUAUCAGGGCUAUCUGGAGCUCAAAGGGUUACGCUCCAAACUUUAUACUGUUGUCGUCUCAGAUAAGGUCUUCCUCUACAAAAACAUUGAUGACUAUCGUAUUGGAGUUGGUAUCACAUCCAUUGAGAUGAAUGUAGGAAAUAUUAAAGAAAUGGAUCGUCGUAGCUUUGAUCUCACCACACCCUAUCGCAUAUUCAGUUUUAUAGCUGAGUCAGAGCAGCUAAGAGAGCAGUGGGUGGACGCCAUGAGGAAUGCCAUAGGUGAGGCAUUGUCCAAUAGCGAGGUGGCGGACCGGAUCUGGGCGGAGCCUAGCAACAGUAACUGUGCCGACUGUGGGGCUCCCAAGCCGGAAUGGGCAGCCAUCAACUUGUGCGUGGUGGUCUGCAAGCGAUGUGCAGGAGAGCACAGAGGACUGGGUCCUAGCAUUUCAAAGGUUCGUAGUCUAAAGAUGGACAGGAAAGUCUGGACAGAAGAGCUUAUACAGGUGUUCCUGUUGCUAGGCAAUGAGCGGGUAAACAGUUUCUGGGCAGCUAACAUCCCGCCAAGUGAGGCUUUGACACCCUCUAGCUGCAGUGAAGAGAGACGGCGCUUCAUCACCAACAAAUACCGCCAGGGAAAAUACAGAAAGUACCACCCUCUGUACGGAAACCAGAGAGAGCUCAACAAUGCUCUGUGUAUAAAUGUGCAGUGCAGUGAUGUGCUGGAGACAUUAAGUCUGAUCUUCUGCGGUGCAGAUGUGAAUUGUUCAACUGGUAUGGCAAGUUGGCCUUCCCCCCUCUCCCUGGCCAACGCACACUCACAACUCUUACAGGCUGAGUUAAUUAGCCAUAAUCUCAACACAGAGCUGCCACGAUCAGAGAUUGGCGGGGCCAUGGAGGCGGUACAUUACUCAGCACCACCUUGCGUGUCUCACAAUGGCUUCCUGUUCAAAACUGCAUCCAUGGCUCGGGCUGUCACUGAGCGCAAGGCCAGAGAGGAGUUCAGUCGUCGCUGGUGCACCCUGAAUGAUGGCACUUUCAGCUACUAUGAGAGUGACAAGAACUCAAACCCUAACGGAGCUCUGAAAGCUUCAGAGAUCGUCUGUCUGGCAGUCGACACACCUGAAAAACAUGGGUACGAAAAUACCUUUGAACUCUACUCUGAGUCAGAGCGUCUCUAUCUGUUUGGCACUGAUGAUCCAGACAGCCACAAAGAAUGGGUCAAGUCUAUUGCCAAGAGCUUUAUCCCAGCCUCUGCAGAGCCUUUACUGAGGCUGGGUUUUGAAAGGAUUGGGCGGCUGAAGUGUAAAGAUGGCUUGAACCUACAAACAUCCAAGGUUGGUUGGUUUGCUCUGGUGGGCUCCACACUUCACGCCUACCUGGAGGACAACAAGGGGGAGGAGAUCCACCUCCGCAAACUGAAUGAACUCUCCAUCCAACAAGACAAUGAGGUGCUGGUUCUGGUGGAGAGAGGCAGAACGCUGUACAUAGAGGGAGAGAGGAAGCUGGAUUUCGCCGGCUGGUGUGGGGCCAUCCAGACGGCAGCAGGGAGUGGGGGAGACACACUGAGCCAGCAGCAGCUCACAGAGACAGACAUACCUGUCAUCGUUCACAGCUGCAUCGGCUACAUCACUCAGUGCGGCUUGACAUCUGAGGGGAUCUAUCGUAAGAGUGGUGUGAACUCGCGUGUGGCAGCACUGUGUGAGAGAUUUCGGCGUGAUGCUCGCAGUCUCCGUCUGAAGGAAGGAGAGCACCAGGUUGACGACGUCUCCAACACACUCAAGCGCUUCUUCAGGGAGUUAGAAGAAGGACUGUUCACAUCAGAGGAGGCCAGCACUUGGCUCACUACAGCUGCCAUUCAGGAUGAAAGUAUGAAAAUCUCCCAGUACCAGCUGCUUCUUAACAGACUGCCUCGCGUCAACAAGGCUACACUACAAGCCCUUAUCAACCACCUCUAUUGCGUGCAGCGUUUUUCUGAGUUGAACCAGAUGAACCUCCAUAACCUGGCCAUAGUGUUCGGUCCCACACUGUUCCAGACAGAUGGGAAGGACUAUACAGCUGGCCGUGCCAUAGAGGACCUCAUACAGCACUACACACUCAUCUUUGAGGUGGAUGAGCAGCAGCUGAAGAAGCAGCUGGAAGAGAUUACUGUUAUCAUCCAAGUGCGAGAGAAACUCAACACAAAGUUUCCUAGCACUGAACCUGGAGGGCAUUUCAUCUGCACAGUGUACUUGGAGGAAAAGAAGGACACAGCAGAGCAGCAUGUUAAGAUUCCUGGUUCUAUGACAGCAGCAGAGCUGACAUGUGAGGUUCUUGACCGGCGCAACAUCGCAGUUAAAGACAAAGAGUAUUGGAGCUGUUGGGAGGUCAGCGACAAAGAGGAAAUGGAACGUCCGCUGCACUAUCAAGAGCGAGUCUUACCCAUCCUUCACUCCUUUGGCACUGAUUCCCAUCUGCUCAUUAAGAAACACCUCGCCAUGGAGGCGAUGAUCGUCUACCUGACCAGUAGAGUGGAUGCAUCCAAACAUGGCAUGAUGAAAUUCAGAGAGGAGCGAAGCAUCCUCGGUUUGGGACUGACCUCCGGAAGUUUCCAUGACCGAUAUUUCAUCCUCAAUUCCAGCUCACUCAGAAUGUACAAGGAAGUCAGAAGUAACCGUCCAGAACGUGAUUGGCCAGUGAAAAAUCUAAAGGUUUACCUAGGUGUCAAGAAGAAACUCCGUCCUCCCACAUGCUGGGGGCUGACAGUGGUGUAUGAGAGUAAGAAACAAGAGCGGCCAGAGAGACAGCAGUGGUAUCUCUGCUGUGACACCCAGUCAGAAAUGAGGGAGUGGUAUGCUACUUUUCUCAGUAUCCAGUACGAUGGCAACGUGUGGCCUCAGAACGGACUCCAGCAGACACGGGUGAGCCGUGUGUUGCCGGAUACUCGUCACGGUAACGUGUCACUGAUACCUCUGCGUGGCAGUGAGAAUGAGAUGCGGAACAGCGUAGCAGCUUUCAGCCAAGACCCACUUGCUCUCUUUAGAGAUGUUCGAUAAUGGUCGCUGUAAGUAAGGGCGGAUGGUCGACCUCAUCAGAUGAUCUCUGACAGCAUUCCAAUGACAUCAUCAUUCUGUGACUGUGUGGACCAGAGUGACGAACUCUCAUACUGUAUCUGGAUUACGGCCUGACACUGCCAUCAGCUCCACUGAAUAUGAACUGGACCAAAACCUAUACAGACGACAGGGUCACAUAUCAGUUAGAACCUACACUGGUUUCCCUGGACAAAAUAAUUUUACUUGAUGUACAGCAGAAGCAGCUGGGGGGUGUGGCAUUACGAUGUAAGAGAGACGGUCUGAUGGACUACAAUCACCCUUGAAGCUUUCCUAAAUCACUUCCAGCUCAUCGUGGACCAAGUCUGCAUCUAAUGUUGCACUGCUUCCAUUGGUCAGUGGCAUUUGGCUCUAUUCUAUUAUGGGACAGAAGCAUGAAAGACAUGCUGAGCAAAAACCUUAGUCAGGUUAUUCUAGGCACUAGCUUUGUUUUAAUAAAAAAAAAAAAUAGAAGUUUAUUGACCUGCAGUUGUAGUUGAAUCAUAUUUCUAAUAUUGUGAUGUUUUAGCUCUCUUUCUGUACUAUUGCUCAACACAUUGUUGGGAUAAUCCUGCAGUUCAAACCUGAACAAUUGCUUUUGUAAGCAAAGCUGAUGUCAUAAGACUGAGAGACUGAGACCUGAUUUUGACUGGUCACACUGGACUUUAUUCCACAGGGACCAAGACUGGGCCUUAGAGAAACCUGAGAAAUGGCAGGUGAUGGACAUUUGCCAGCACUGUGCAAAACCUCAGUGGCAUAUUUGUGCUUGUGUCAGUUUGUCUACCAAUGUGCACCAGUGUGCACACGCCAUGUGUGAUUCUAUGUAUGUGUUUGUGGGACAUGUUUUACCUUGUAUGAAAUUUGGGAAGUGAUGGGCAUGUGCUGGAAAAAAACAAGAAAAUCAGAGGUGAGGGCAAAAAAUGUUUGAAUAUGAGAUAAAAUGCGAGAGGUACGUGAUUUAUUAUUGUCCCUUAUUCUGUAUUCAAAUAAACCUUUUGUAGGUCACAUUUCAAAUGAUUAUUUCUUAUUGAAAACAAUGUUUUUGCCCGAGCCUGAUCAGUAGUUUUAUCUGUCCCAGUGCGCUCUCUCUCUUUCCUCCUGUCCUCACACAGUCCUCAGCACUGCCUCCUCUGUUUGGGUCCUUUUCUAAAGCAUCACUUAGAGGAAAUAUACAGUACAUGGGCAGUUUUGUCUUAACCAGCAGUAUUUAUGAAGGUAUAGACUAUGAAUUACUUGCAUUGGAAUAAACAGGUGUCUUUUUUGUUCGUUAUCCACAACAUAGAAUCUUUGCAACAGUAUAUUUUUAUAGUUCAUCAUGCCACAGAGGCUCCACUGAAAAGUCUGUCGGCACAAGAAAAAGUGCAUUAUCAUCUUCUAUCAUUCUUUGUACUUGGGUCCAAAUUUGUAUAUAUUUUGGUUAAGGAUUAACCUAUCAACAGUUACCAUCCUCUAGUAUCUUGUAGCGUUGUUGCCUGUAUGCCGCCUGUAGGUUUUCCUUGUAAAGAUUUUUAUUUAUUUGGACAGCAGAGGACGCUGGAUGCUGCACUGCAGAAUGUGUUUGCACAACUUCUACCAGUGAGGCAUCAUGAUGUUCAGCUAAAUGUUAGUAUUAAACACCUUUAGUCACAGUACCUGUGAAAAUGUGUGUAUACAGUACAGCGUAUGUGUGUAUGAGAGAGUGUGUAUGUGUUAUUAGGUGCCCUCCAGCUCAGACCUCGGCACUCCGUGUGGUGAGGUGAUUACAGUGCCUAUAGAAAGUAUGAUCCCGCCAUGUACUUUUAAAAAAAAAUGUUUUAUUGUUUUAUAACAUUGGUGUAUUAUAAAGAGACUUGACACUGAUCAUCAGAAAAUGUUAAAUUAAUGUCUACAUAUUGAUCCAAAAAGAAGUAUUCACCCCCUUCAAGUCAGCAAACUCUCAAGCUGCAGACUUUUAAUGUCCUGCCACGAGCUCCUGAUUGUUAGAUCUGUCUGGAUAGCUGCAUUUAUUUGACCUUCAGAAGCCUUUGAAGGCCUGCUGCAGAGAAACCUUCACAUAACAUGACAAUGCCACCACCAGCUUUCAUUUUGAUGUGCGGUGCAGGGCUUAUGACAAUCAUAGCAUUUCGUAUAAAAGUCAAAAAGCUCAACCUCCCAUCUUGUUCUACUUUGUCUCUUGGUCACCCACGUGAUUUCUGGCAAAUGUUUUUUAGUCAUGAGUUGGUUUAACAGCCCCAGAAUGAGACACCAGUGCAGCAGUUGUUGUACGCACCUGGUCUCCCAUGAUGCAGUAUCUGAGGGAUCCCUUUUACAACUGUUGUCAGAUGACAAAUUAACACCUCAUUUUCUUAAUGAUGAGAGGGAACUGUUCAUCUAACUCAGUGAUUUGUUUUGAAAGAUCCUUUGUCCUCAUAGUUUUUAUGGGACGUUUAGUUUACUUGAUCAUUGUCAAAACAUCCUUAGUACGUCACAGUGUUUCUUAGUGUUUUAAAACAAUAAAGUAUAAGGGUUCAACAGGAGGUGGUGAAUACUUUAUAUGUGUUGUAUAUUCUUUCUGUGUGUCUCUUUUCGUAUUCUGUUACUCUGCAUUUUACUGAUUUUGCAUCUCUGAAACUCUAAUAAACACAUUCAGCUAGUUA
Seriola aureovittata is the source of this 7699-nucleotide messenger RNA. RefSeq names its product arf-GAP with Rho-GAP domain, ANK repeat and PH domain-containing protein 1-like. The transcript is spliced from 34 exons. The record is from RefSeq and is a predicted model, not a curated record. Gene Ontology annotation, molecular function: GTPase activator activity; protein binding; phosphatidylinositol-3,4,5-trisphosphate binding. NCBI's taxonomy places the organism in Eukaryota, Metazoa, Chordata, Actinopteri, Carangiformes, Carangidae. The coding region runs from base 189 to 5051 and encodes 1620 amino acids. Gene Ontology annotation, biological process: positive regulation of GTPase activity; signal transduction.